AUGGCGGACGUAUACGGAGAAGAAACCAAUGGCCGGACAGCCAACGGAGACGACGAUUUACAAAUAGAUAGCGAUAACAGCGACAUAGUCGACACAUCCUCCACAUUCGACGACCGCACGACAAUCGUCUCCUCCAUAAAAAAUUACAAGUACGAGAACGGCCGACGAUACCACUCCUUCCGCGACGGCGAAUAUCUGCUCCCAAAUGACGAGCGGGAACAAGAACGUCUCGAUUUGUUACAUCAUACUUUCCGACUCUUAUUGAAUGGGGAGUUGUAUAGAGCACCCCUGAGUAAUCCCGUGAGAGUAUUAGAUUUUGGCACAGGCACUGGUGUAUGGGCGAUUGAUUUUGCGGAGGAAAACCCUAGGACGGAAGUGCUAGGAACAGACCUGAGUCCAAUUCAACCCUCGUGGUUUCCGUCAAACUGUCGGUUUGAAGUUGAUGAUGUCGAGAGUGAAUGGUUGUACGGAUAUCAAUCCUUUGACUACAUCCACUGCCGGGGCAUGACGGGCUCAAUCCGCGAUUGGCAGAAACUCUUCGCCCAGGCCGUGGACAACCUGCAGCCGGGUGGAUGGAUGGAGGUACAGGAAUAUGAAAUCGAGAUUUCGUCGGAUGAUGGCUCGCAUCUCAAAGCCGAGAAUUUUGUGUUGUGGAAGGAUAAAUUGAAUGAGGCGAGUCAGAUGUUUGGGAAGCCGUUUAGUGAUUAUUCGUUGCAUAAGCAGAGGAUGGAGGAAGCUGGUUUUAUUGAUAUUAGUGAAGACACAUUCAAAGUCCCAAUCGGCCCCUGGCCCAAGGACAAACGCAUGAAAGAAGUGGGCAAAGUCCAACAGUACCAAAUGUUCGAAGCCGUCGAACCUUAUUCUCUGGCUGUCUUCAUACGAGUCCUGAAAUGGAGCAACGAAGAUACACGCGAAUUGAUCGAGAAAGUGAAAGCCGAAAUCUGUGAUCCGCAAUACCAUAUUUAUUCACUGUUUACUUUUGUGUAUGGACGAAAACCGGAGGAUUGA
Molecule: messenger RNA, 1008 nt
Organism: Talaromyces marneffei
Lineage: Eukaryota; Fungi; Ascomycota; Eurotiomycetes; Eurotiales; Trichocomaceae
Exons: 3
Coding region: 1-1008 (335 amino acids)
Molecular function (GO): methyltransferase activity
Source: RefSeq, a predicted model, not a curated record